AUGUUGAACGCAAAGAAUUGCUGUCGCACCGGCAAACCUGCCCCAGAUUCUUAUAUACCUUUGGGAGAAUGUAUAACCAUCCGAGCUAUCCGAGUGUAUUCAUCCAACCGUCCCGCCGAUGUCCCCAGCCGCGGACUCUUGUUACUUCUACCCGAUGGUUUUGGCCUUGCGCGGCACAACCUCAUCCUCGCGGACCGCUUUGCGAGUGAAGGAUGGCACGUGAUCGUGCCCGACUACUUUGAAGGCGACCCGUUGCCAAUCCAGAUGCUGCGUCGUGACAACACUCUGUCCAUCGACGAGCAGCCCUGGCCGGAGGAGGACAAGCAGAAGCUGCGCGAUCUCGACUUCCCGGCGUGGCUGCAACGACACAAUCACCCGCGGGUCUCGUCGCUUCUGAACGACCUGAUUGCUGGACUGUCGGAGCAGGCCGAAAACGCCACUAUCGUGGGUGUCGGAUACUGCUUCGGCGGCAAGCACGUUCUGAGACUGGCGAAGUCGAGUCUGAAAGCCGCGGCAGCAUUCCACCCCAGCUUCGUCGAAGCCGAAGACGUAGCGGGCAUUCAAGCACCACUGUACGCCGGUCUCGCGGAGAAGGACGACAUGGUCCCAGCCUCAUUGCCCGAGGACCUGCAGGCAUGGGCCAUCCCGAAAAUGAAGGCAAAUGUCCCAUUCACCAUGGAAAUCUAUCCGGGCGUGGGCCAUGGGUUUGCAGCGAGACCUGACACCAAUGACGACGUUAUUCGGACGCAGUACGAGAGAGCCUUUCAGAAGAGUGUGGAGCAUUUGGCAAAAACUAUAGGCGGGGAGAACUGA
Molecule: messenger RNA, 813 nt
Organism: Cladophialophora psammophila CBS 110553
Lineage: Eukaryota; Fungi; Ascomycota; Eurotiomycetes; Chaetothyriales; Herpotrichiellaceae
Exons: 2
Coding region: 1-813 (270 amino acids)
Molecular function (GO): hydrolase activity
Source: RefSeq, a predicted model, not a curated record